Candidula unifasciata is the source of this 1656-nucleotide messenger RNA. The record is from the annotation of a GenBank genome assembly. Lineage: Eukaryota; Metazoa; Mollusca; Gastropoda; Stylommatophora; Geomitridae.
AUGGAAACAGUGUGUGGAUUAAACGUGACAGAAGUAACUAAGGCCUUGGCUUCAAAUACUGGACACCAGCUUCUGAUCAUCGACUGCCGCUCAUUCAUGGCUUUCAACCAAGGCCAUAUCUUGGAGUCUGUGAACAUCCAUUGUCCGCCGAUAUUGAAGCGACGGUCGGGAGGUUUUAUAGCUCUAGAACACAUCGUUCCGUGUGAGGGCAAACGUUCUCAGCUUCUCAGUGGCUCAUUUUCUAACGUGGUUGUCUACGACGACAACACACAGGAACUCAGCCAGGUUGCCGGAGACUCCAAUUUAUUAUCUGUGAUAAAGAGUUUACUCAAGCAAGUUGAUAGACUCACCGUGCGCUUUAUUAUAGGUGGCUUCGAGGCUGUCCGAGAGGAGUGUCCAGUGUUGUGUAUCAACCAGGGAGUGACGCUGUCUCAGUGCAUCAGGGACAAGCUGACACAAAAGAAUAAAGACAGUACUAUCCAGACGGUGCCUGCAGAAAUACUACCUCAUCUGUACCUGGGAGACAUCUCCCACUCGUCGCAACGUCAACUGCUGGACCACCUUGGCAUUACUGCCAUGUUGAACGUGUCUUCAAGUUGUGAGAACUUCUUCCAGUCGCACUUUCAUUACAUGAACAUCCAGGUUAACGACAACAUGGACGCUGACCUUUUGUCAUGGUUCCCGAAAAUCAUCGACUUUAUAGACAGUGUUGCACAGCAAAAAGGGAAAGUACUGGUCCACUGUCGGGCAGGGGUGAGUCGGUCAGCCACCGUCUGCAUCGCCUACCUCAUGCAGAAACAGCACAUGUCUUUGGAUGCUGCCUUUGAGUUUGUGGUGUCCCGGCGACCCAUCAUAGACCCUAAUCUGAACUUCAUUCAGCAGCUGCAGAGGUUUGAAGCUUCUCUUCGCCCACGGCAACAGUCACAUUUCUUGCUGCCAUCUUUCACAGGCCUGACACAGGCAAAAUCAGCACCACCUCUCUCCACAGCCAACUUUGCUUUCUUCCAGGAAAAACCAGAUUGCAGUUUGCAUCAAGACAUGGACCAGUCAUCUACAUUGUCCAUACCAUCACUUCCGCAGCACGUAUCCUGUCUUCUACAUCCACAGUCUCCACAUCAUGUGUCCAGUAGCAUUAUUUUAGCCAACGAAAGACUUUCACAGACUAGUACCUCCAUUCAUUUCAACAACAAUGUACAGUCCCCCGCCUCUCGGCCAUUAUCACUUCCAUUAGUGCAGGUGACUAGUUCACUUUCUGCCCAGCAUCCGUCAAACCCAGAGAUCAAGUCUGGGUUAUCUUACCUCUCACCAUCUGCUCACCAGCCGCCAUCAUUGCAUGUCUCACCUUUCCGAAGCAUUUUCCACGAGUCUGCAGCAAGCGGUCAGUCAUGUCGUGACAGCUAUACCACUGCACCCAGAACCCCUAUUGCCAGCCAUCAGUUUUCAUUUCUAAGCUCUGACAUUGUGACCUGCCAAGCUCUUUCCAUUUCAUCAGAUUUAGCAUCAGCUUACCAGUGUCGGCCAACAACUCCUGGUGUCUUGGACACGAGUUCUGCAACAUUUUUAGGAUCGAAACAUUCAUUUCCUUCUGUCACUGUUCCACAUUCACCCCUGUCUCCAUUAGCAGUGCCCCUGUCACCGUUGCCAUCCUUUGGAUGA